UCCCGGUGGGAUCCCGGUGCUCCCGGCCGCAUCCCGGGGUCUCCCCGCGAACAAAGGCCCCGCGGGCAGCACGAGGCCGGGGGGCGGCGCGACCCGCCCCCGGGAGGGCGGGACCGGGAGGGCCCGGGCCGGGAACCGGGAGAGCCCCGGGAGGCACCGGGAGCGCUCCCUGGAUUAUGUCCCGGAUCGAGUCGCUGUCCCGGGCCAGGAGCGAGCGAGCCAAGGGCAAGGACAAGGAGAGGAUGAAGGAGGCCAAGGAGAAGGACGCGCGCUACACCAACGGGCACCUGUUCACCACCAUCUCCGUGUCGGGCAUGACCAUGUGCUUCGCCUGCAACAAGAGCAUCACGGCCAAGGAAGCGCUCGUGUGCCCCACCUGCAACGUCACCAUCCACAACCGCUGCAAGGACACGCUGCCCAACUGCACCAAGGUGAAGCAGAAGCAGCAGAAGGCGGCGCUGCUGAAGAACAGCUCAGCCCUGCAGUCGGUGUCCCUGCGCAACAAGAAUGCCAUCCGGGAGCGCCCCAAUUCUGCCAUCUACCCCUCGGAGAGCUUCCGGCAGACGCUGCUGGGGCCCCGCCGCGGCCGCCCCUCCUUGUCCCUCUCCAAGAGCGUCUCCACCACCAACAUCUCGGGCACGUUCAACGAUGACUCUCCGCUGGGAAUCCGGCGGAUCCUGUCCCAGUCCACGGAUUCCCUCAACAUGCGCAACCGCACGCUCUCGGUGGAGUCGCUGAUCGACGAAGGCCCUGACGUCAUCCUGAGCCAGCUGCUGAGCGACCUGGAGGCCGACGGGAAGGAGUUCGAGGCGGAUUCCUGGAGCCUGGCGGUGGAUAACAGCUUCCUGCAGCAGCACCGCAUGGACGUCAUGAAGCGGCAGGACGUCAUCUACGAGCUGAUGCAGACGGAGCUGCACCACGUGCGCACGCUGAAGAUCAUGGGCGCCCUGUUCCGCAGGGCCAUGCUGGAGGAGCUGCAGCUGGACCCGGGCACCGUGCAGCGCAUCUUCCCCUGCCUCGACGAGCUCAGCCACAUCCACCAGCGCUUCCUGGCGCAGCUCCUGGAGCGGCGCCGCGCCUCGCUGGCCCGCGACAGCAACAAGAACUUCGUCAUCGAGCGCCUCGGGGACAUCCUGGUCACCCAGUUCUCGGGCCCGAGCGCGGAGCAGCUGCGCAAAGCCUACGCCGAGUUCUGCAGCAAGCACACCAAGGCGCUCAAGGAGUACAAGGACCUGCUGGCCCGGGACAAGCGCUUCCAGCAGUUCAUCCGGCGGGUGACACGGUCCCCCCUCCUGCGCCGCCACGGUGUCCCCGAGUGCAUCCUGCUGGUGACGCAGCGCAUCACCAAGUACCCCGUGCUCAUCGAGCGCAUCCUCAAGAAUUCCAAAGACAACGAGGGGGACUGCGCCGACCUGUCGCGGGCGCUGCGCCUGGUGAAGGAGCUGCUGUCGGCCGUGGACGAGGAGGUUCACGCCUGGGAGCUCCGCGGGCGCCUCUGGGACGUUUUCCGGCGCGUGGAUCCCCGCGCCAAGGUGCCGCUGCUCUGGGACAGCCGGCCCGGGGCCUUCGGCAGGGACGAGCUGCUCCGCAGGAAGCUGGUGCACAGCGGGGGGAUGCUCUGGAAAACCGCGGCCGGGCGCUUCAAAGACGUGCUGGUGCUGCUGAUGACGGACGUGCUGGUGUUCCUGCAAGAGAAGGACCAGAAAUACACCUUCCCCAUGCUGGACAAGCCGGCCGUCAUCUCCCUGCAAAACCUGAUCGUGAGGGACAUCGCCAACCAGGAGAAGGGCAUGUUCCUGAUCAGCGCCGCGCCGCCCGAGAUGUACGAGGUGCACGCGGCCUCCCGGGACGACCGCAACCACUGGAUGAAGGUCAUCCAGCAGGCCGUCAGCCUCUGUCCCAGCCGCCAGGAUUUCCCCCUGAUCGAGACGGAGACGGAAGCGUCCUUGAGGAAGCUGAAAGAGCGGAUGGAGCAGCACGACCGCCAGAUCGCGGCGCUGCUGGAGGACAAGGUGGGGAUUUUUGCCGACAUGCUGGCGCUGGGCAGCGGCUGCUCCGAGCCCCCCGCGGCCCCCCGCGGGACCCCCUUCCCCGGGGACCCCGCCCGGGGCCCCCGCGGGGACCUGCUGCUGCACGACGCCAUCCGGGAAGUGGAGUGCCUGAAGGAGAUUUUCACGGGAUGCAGCCGGGACCGGGACCAGAACCAGAACCAGAACCACCCCCCCGAGGCCGAGAGCUGCCCCAGCCCCAGCGCCAGCAACGGUGACUCCGGCAGCAUCAACGGCUCCGUGGAAUUCCGGGCGGAUCCGGACGCCGGGCAGAGGGACGGGAAUGGGAACCAGGUCCCGCCCAGGGGAUCCCAGGAGGAGAUCAACCAGCACCUGGUGAACCUCUACGGGCUCCUGCUGCGGCUGCAGGUGGGACAGGGGGACAGGAGGGGACGAGGGGGUGCCCCAGGGGACGAGGGGGUACCCCCGGGGGUGAGGGGGUCCCCCUGCCCAGACCCAUCCUGCCCCCAAAUCCAUUCCAUCCUCUUUCUCCCCCUUCGUUCCCUUCCCAUUCCCCUCUUUCUCCUCAUUGCUCCCUGCUCCCUCUUGCCCUUUUCCCCCCCUUUUUUACCAUUUUCCCCUUUUCCCCCCCUGGAAUUCCGGGGAAGCGACCCCGAGCGGCUGCGGGAGGCCGAGGACACCCUGGAUGUGCUCCUGGAGGAUGAGGGGGGCCUGGGGGGCCGCCACUCCCCCCCCGCCAGCCCCCGAGAUUUCCUGAGGAUGCAGGAUAUUCCCGAGGAGGCGGAGAACAGCCAGGAGCUGAAGGAGGGCGAUGGGGACAGUGGAGAGCUGGACGCGGUCCCGCACCGGCGGGGUCCCGUCCCGGGGCGGGCUCUGGGGUCCCGUCCUGGAUUCGGGGUCCCGCAGGUGGAGAGCUGGACGCGGCAGGACCAGAAGCUGCUGGAGGCGGUGACACGCGGGGACGUGGCCCGGGUGGCCGCCCUGGCAGCCCGCAAGGCCGCCCGCCCCGCCAAGCUCAACGCCAGGGGACAGUCCGCGCUCCACCUGGCCGCGGGCGGGGGUCUCACCGAGUGCCUGACGCUGCUGCUGGAGCACGGGGCUCCCGUCAACGGGACCAACGAUGACGGCAGCACCGCCCUGCACUUGGCCACCAUCGCCUGCCAGCCCCAGUGUGUGAAGGUGCUGCUGCAGCACGGAGCCAACGAGCGCCACGUGGACGGGCAGAACCGGACUCCGCUGCACUGGGCUGCCUCCUCGGGCUGCGCCUCCAGCGUCCUCCUGCUCUGUGACCACGAGGCCCCUCUGGAUGUCCCCGACGCUCACGGCCAGACGCCCCUGAUGCUGGCAGCACAGCGGAACCACGUGGCUGUUUGUGCCCAGCUCCUGCGGCGCGGGGCCCAGCCCGGGCUGGCCGACAGGGAUGGCAGGACAGCGCUGGAGCUGGCCCUGGCUCACGGCAGCCUGGAAGUGGCCGAGCUGCUGCAGGGCCACAAGAGGGACAAGGACACUGGGAAUGUCACCGGGAAUGUCACCGGGAGUGUCACCGGGAGUGUCACCGGGAGUGUCACCGGGAGUGUCACCGGGGACGCCCCGAGCUGGGCUCUGCAGAAGCUCCCAGACUGCGGGAGGAGAGAGAAUGGCGCUGGACAGGUGGGAAUCCAGGGCGAGGAAGAGGAGGAGGAAGAUGAGGAGCAGCGGGACGGGCGCGCUGCCCGGUGGCUGCGGGAGGAGCUGGCGAGGAAGACUCUGGAAUGCCGGCGGCUGGAGGAAGCUGCCGGGGGCAUCCGGCGGCGGCUGCGGGAGCUCCUGCGGCUCCUGCCGGGACGGGACGCGGCUGAGGAUGAGGAGGGUGAGGAGGAUGACUGCGCCUGCCUGGAGCUCCUGGCCCGGCGCGUGGCGGAGCUGAGGAAGAGGACGAGGGAUGAAGAGUGGCAAGGAGGACAAGGCAGCGGCGAGGCCCCGGCGCUGCUCCCGUUCCUGGCCUGGCUGGCAGAGGAGUGCUCCAAGAUGCGGGAAGCCUUCUCCCGGAGCCAGGAGCUGCGUGGGGAAGCCGAGAAUUCCCCCCGGGAGCCGCCUUGGGAGCAGCUGGCGGCGGGGCUGGAGCAGGCGCUGGAGCAGCAGGACCAGAUCCACGCCAGGAUGCUCCGGGAAUCCCAAACCCUGCUGGAACAGCUCCGCCGGGAGCCGGUGAACGGCACGGAGCCGGCUGCGGGCGGGAAGAACCGGGAGGAGACGCCGGGAGAGCGCGGGAGGAUGGAGAGGGAGCUGCUGGAGCUGCGGGAGGGCAACGGGAAGCUCCUGGUGGAGCUGGCGCGGCUGGGCCGGGAGCGGGAGCGGCUGCAGCGGGAGCUGCGGGAGCUGCGGGAUCCCGGCGAGCGGGACGAGGCGCGGCGGCUGCGCCGGGAGCUGCGGGCGCUGCGGGACGGGCUGGGAGCCAAGGUGCGGGAGGCGGGCGGCGACGCCGGGGCCGCGAUUCUGCGGGAUUUGCAGCGGCGGCUGGACGCGCUGGUGCGCUCGCAGCACGAGGCCCUGCAGCUCCUCACGGAGAUGGAGGGGGAGCCCGGAGAAACGCCCGGGAGCGACGGCGAGGGCGACACGCCGGCAGAACCGGGAGCCGGGGGCCCGCCGGGCUCGGAGGCGGAGCGGUGGCGGGAGGCGGCGGCGGCGGCCGAGGAGAGGGCGGCCGGGAGGGAGCGGGAGCUGCGGGAGCUGCGGGAGACGGCGGAGGGGCUGGAGCGCAGCCGGGCAGCGCUGCGGGAACGCGCGGCCCGGCUGGAGCGCGCCUGCCGCGACAAGGACGGGAAGCUGAAGCAGCUGCUGGUGGAGACGGAGAAACUCUCGGCCGAGGUGUUGGGGCUGCGGGGCCGCAGCGCCCGGCUGCAGCUCCAGCUGGAGGUGAGGACAGCGCCCGGUGUCACACCGUGUCACCUCUGUCACCCUGAGCCACCCAGCGCCACCCUGUGCCCCCCCAGGUGCAGCAGAAGCAGCACCGGGACACCGUGGCCGUGUACCGCAGCCACCUCCUCCACGCUGCCCAGGGAUUCAUGGACCAGGGCGUCCACGCCGCGCUGCUGCGGAUCCUGCGCGCCGAGGCGGGAGCAGGGCUGUGGCAUUAAACCGGGACACUGCCACACACGUGUCCUGUUCUGUGUCCUGCUCUGUGUCCUGUUCCGUGUCCCGUUCCAUGUCCUAUUCCCCAUUCUGUGUCCCAUCCCAUGUCCCCAUUCUGUGUCCCAUCCCAUGUCCCGCUUGGUGUCCCCAUUCCAUCACGGGCUGGGAUCCCACUGA
Molecule: messenger RNA, 5297 nt
Organism: Passer montanus (Eurasian tree sparrow)
Lineage: Eukaryota; Metazoa; Chordata; Aves; Passeriformes; Passeridae
Exons: 33
Coding region: 177-5297 (1706 amino acids)
Biological process (GO): positive regulation of neuron differentiation; actin filament organization; cell morphogenesis
Cellular component (GO): cytoskeleton; ruffle membrane
Molecular function (GO): guanyl-nucleotide exchange factor activity; microtubule binding
Source: RefSeq, a predicted model, not a curated record